AUGUUUGAACAUUAGACAAUAACAAUUCGUUCAUGUUAGAGAAUAAAUCAUGACGAAUAAGCAAGGAUAUUGUUCGAUGUAUUAAAACAACGUGGAUGCCGUGAAAUAGUUUAUUUAGUGACUUCUGAAAAUAUCAUAUAUCAGCUAAAUCUUGAUGACAAUAUCUAAAAUGACAUAAUAAUGAUACCAAAUUAACAUCCUUAAAUACCUAAAAUAUAUUAAAAAGAAUAAGCAAUUGAAUAGUAAUUCCAUUAAUUAAAUAUGAUGAUAAAUGAGAAAUGUGAACCUUAUAAAGAUUCUAGGAUAGUUUCUAAAAGUAAAUAGAGUGAAAAAAAAAGUGAACAAUAACAUAAUAUAAUAGAAUAAGAUUAUGGUAAAAAUAUAAAAAAUUAAUAAAAAUAAAUACCCAAGGAAGUAGUAAAAAAUAAUCAUUUCUAUGACUAAAGAUAAUAAAUUAAGUAAAAUCAAUGCUAAAUUAAUCAAAACAAUUAGUCUUAAAAUGAUUUAUCAAAUAAUUUAGAGUAGAAAAAUUAAUUAAAAGAAUAUAAUUAAUAACAAAAAGUUGAAUAAUUAUAACAAUCAUUUGAUUCAUCUUAAUUUAAAAAUUAAAAUAUAAAUAAUGAUAAUAGUCAAUAAGAAGAAGAUAAAUAUUCAAAUAAAAGUUAAGAAAUAUUUCAAUAGUAAAAUAAACAUUAAGAUUUUCUUUAAAAAGAUGAUGAAAGACAAAAAAAAGUAUACGCAAUUAUAAAAUUAAUAAAUGCAUAAUCUUCAGAUUUAAGGAAUAUAGAUCAACAAUUUAAAAAAUACAUUUAAGAUUAUUAAGUUAAGAAUGAAUUAUUUUAAGAAUAUAACAUUAAAAAAUUAUUAAUAAAAAAAGAUUUAGAAAAAAUAUGUAAUGGUUUUAUUAAAGUUAGAGGAGAUGGAAACUGUUUUUAUACUGCUUUUGGAUUUUAAUUUUUAAAUCAUUUAUUAAUUACAUAUAAUGAUGAUGAAUUUAAUUAAUUUAUUAAUUAAAUAAAAUCUAUUGAUUUAAGAAGUAGAAUAAACAUUAAUAAUUAAUAAAUUGUUUAAUAAGAAUUAGAAAUAGAGAUUUUAAAUGAAUUCAUUUAUUAAAUUUAAUAAUUAAGAAUUAUUGAAGAUAUUUAAGAGAGAAGAAAAUAAUUGAAAUCUUAAUUUUCAUAAUAUGAACUUUAAAAUGAUGGAAAUGGAUUUUUAUAUACAUUAUCAACUAUAUUCUUUAGAAAUCUUAGUGAUUAUUUAAUUGAAAAUAAUCACAAUAUGAAACAACUUGUAGAAGAUAAACAAAAUUUAUUGAUUUGGGAAUAAGAGUGUGAUAAUAAUGAAGUUAUUAUUAAUGAAUUAGCUUAAUAUUUAAAAAUGUAUUAUAACAUUAUUAUCAUUUAGCAAUGUAAUAUUAAUAUUUUUUGAUUAAGGAAAUUAUAAAAUACGUAAAUAUCAAGAAAACAAUUAAAAUUAAAUAAUAUUGCUUAUAAGACCUGGACAUUAUAACAUUGGUAUUAAUUAGUAUUAAAACAAUGAUACUUGA
This is a messenger RNA of Paramecium sonneborni, 1546 nucleotides long. NCBI's taxonomy places the organism in Eukaryota, Ciliophora, Oligohymenophorea, Peniculida, Parameciidae. The record is from the annotation of a GenBank genome assembly.